UGUGUUUCGAAAUACGUUGAAAGAGUAAUUUUGUUUACAUAAUUAUUAAAAUAUACUGGCUUUUCUAGCUAUUUAUUAAAUAAACAAAAAACAAAUAAUUAAAAAUUAUUAUAAAAUUAUAUUAUUAUUGAUAAUUACUUUUAAUAUUGCCACAUCAUUAUUCCAUAAUUGUUGAUGAUUAUAUUUUUCAUGAUAAACAACAUAUUUGACAUUUCGUAUUUGUCCAUUAUUUAAUGUGUUUAAUUUAUCAUUUGUACCAGCUAUUAUUAUGACAUUUGAUACAAUAACAUGACCAGCAUCAAAGACAACACAACUUGCAGCUGUUAGUACAUGCAAUGAUGAUACCAAAUUUCCACUACACACAUGAUGAUUAUUAUUUUUUAUUGAUACAAUAUGAGGAUAAUCUUCAAUUGGUUUUAUUACACCACGAAUUAUUUUAUUUGUUUUUUUUCCAUUACAUACUUAAAUUAAAAUUUCAUAAUUUAUUAAAUUAUAUUGAUAAUUUAUUAUUUUUAUUUAAAAACUUACAAAUAAUGGUGAAUAAAAAAAGUGUGAAUUGAAAAAUAUUCAUACUUUUAAUUUAAUUUAUUUCUAAAUUAUUUUCUGUCUUGAAACAAUGAUAGAUAAUAAAUUUAUGUAAAAUUUAUCUCAUUAAAUUUGGCAUGAAGAUAUAGCUCGAAAUUAUUAUCAUUUAAAUAAAUAUUACAAGAUAAAUAGAUUUUUAUAAAAUUUUUUAGUCUAUGUGCUUAAAAUUUAAUCAUAAUUAUAAAACGAAAAAUGAUAAUAUUUAUUUUUAUUGUUAGUUCAUGAAAAUCAUAAAUCAAAAAGUUUAUUUUCUUAUUUUUCAAUGUGGUUUUAUCAUUUCGUAAACCAGGAAUUUAAAACUUUGAAAUUUUAACAUUAUUAGUGACGAGAUAAGUAAAUACCAAUCAGUAGAAACCACGUCAGUAGAAAAAAAAAUAUAUUUUUUUGUGACGCACAGCAAGUAGACACGUAUAGAAGUUAAAUAAAUUUCAUCAUCAUCAUCAUGAUCAUGAUGAUCAGCAUCUGUAUUUGGGGAAGAGAAGGGAUAGAAACAAUCUCUCCAAUAAAUUUUUUGCUUUUCUCUCAUUAUAGUUUUCAAACAAGCAGCGAUAUAAAGUAAUUUAAAAAAUAAAAAAAAGCAACGCACAAGUAAUUUUAUUAUUAAAUGAAAAAUUUAUUAAAUUAUUUUAUAACAAUAUAUAAAGUUUAUUUUAUAAUAAAUUCAUAAAAAAACAAAAAAACAAGCUAAUGUAUUUCGAAAGUUAAAUAGAUUGAUAAAAAUAAUAAUUAUAAAAGUAUUUAUUUAAAGUAAAAAAAUAAAUGUAUACGUGUUGAUAAGUGUACCGUUAUUAAGAUAAUAAAACCACGUUCAAUCUAUUCAGGAAAAAAAAUUGAAAUAUAUAUUGAUAAUAAAAUUGUUGUUGAAUAACCAGGAAAAUAUAUAUAUUUUCCUUUUUCAAUAAUUAUAAAAUUUAAUCUUGCUGAUGUAAUUAUCUAUAUGAAAAAUAUUGUGAAUCUAAUAAUUACUAUUUGCAAAUUUAUAAAUAAUAAAAAUAAUAAUAAUAAAAAUAAGUGAAAACAGUGUGGUGUAUGUGUGACGUCAUGAGACACCAAAAAAGGCCUACAAUGUCAGCCAAGAUAUUAUUUAUAAUAUUAUUAUAUUAUUUUGUGCCAACAUCAAAAAGUUAUUUUUCAACAACUAAAAAUAUUGAUCAACAAUGUUUUUGUAAGUUGGAAGGAUCAAUUGAUGAUUGUAGCUGUAAUAUUGAUACAGUUGAUUAUUUUAAUAAUAUGAGAAUAUAUCCAAGACUUCAAAGUUUAUUGAUAAAAGAUUAUUUUCGUUUUUAUAAAGUUAAUUUAAAACAACCAUGUCCAUUUUGGGCUGAUGAUAGUAAAUGUGCAAUACGUUAUUGUCAUGUACAACAAUGUCAAGAUGAUGAUAUACCAGUUGGUUUAAAAGGUGAAACACGUAAUCAUCAAAUUUAUAUUGAAAAAAAAUAUGAUAAAUAUUUAUCAACAAAUCAAAUGAUAAAUUGUGAACAAACAGCUAAAGAUCAUAAUAAAGAACUUGGUUAUUUAAAUACAACAAUUAGUUCUGAAAAUUAUAAAGAAUUUGAAAGAUGGCAAAAACAUGAUGAUGAACAAGAUAAUUUUUGUAUAACUGAAACAUCACCUGGUGAAUAUGUUGAUCUUUUAUUAAAUCCAGAAAAAUAUACUGGUUAUAAAGGACCAAGUGCACAUAGAAUAUGGAGAAGUAUUUAUUUAGAAAAUUGUUUUAGACCAGAAAAAUCAACACAUAAUUUUAUUCAAGCAUCACAAAUGAGUGGAAUGUGUUUAGAAAAAAGAGCAUUUUAUAGAGUUGUAUCUGGUCUUCAUGCAAGUAUAAAUAUACAUUUAUGUUCAAAGUAUUUAUUGCCAAAUCAAAAUAAUCUUGGUAUUGUAACAACUGGUGCUGAAUGGGGUCCAAAUUUACCUGAAUUUCAACGUAUGUUUUCACCAGAUACAACUGGUGGUGAAGGACCAAAUUGGCUUAAAAAUGUAUACUUUAUUUAUUUAUUAGAAUUAAGAGCACUUGAUAAAGCUGCACCAUAUUUAAAACGUGAAGAAUAUUAUACUGGUAAUGAUGAUGGUGAUGAAGAAACAAGACAAGCUGUUGAUGAUAUACUGGAAGUUGUCAGAUCAUUUCCAAAUCAUUUUAAUGAGAGUUGCAUGUUUAAUGGUGGCUCUGAGGCAAUUAUGCUUAAAGAAGAAUUUCGUCAACAUUUUUUAAAUGUAUCAAGAAUAAUGGAUUGUGUUGGUUGUGAUAAAUGUAAAUUAUGGGGUAAAUUACAAGUUCAAGGACUUGGUACAGCAUUGAAAAUAUUAUUUUCUGGUAAAUUUGAUGAAUGGUCACCAACAGUUAAUAAAAAUAUUGAUAAAAGAAAUUUUUAUCUAGAAAGAAGUGAAAUAGUUGCACUAUUUAAUGGUCUUGGAAGAUUAUCUGAGAGUAUAUUUGAACUUGAAAGAUUUCGUCAAAUGAUGCGAUAGCCUAAAUUGAGGUCUUCAAAAAAUUACCUCAUAUCAACAACACAUCACACAUAGAUUAAUAGUAAUAUAAUAUUUUUUUCCUUUUAUGAUAAAUUAAUCACCACUCGAGCUAUUGGUGAUUUAUAUUUUCAUUAAAAACAUUGCACAUUAUAUAAAAUUUAAUUUUAUUUCAAUAUUUAUAGAAAAAAAAUUGCUCACUUUUGCAGUUUGAUUUUUAUCAUACCAAUUUUUUAGUCAAAAUUCAUUGUUAGAUUUUAUAAAAAAAUUUUUUACACACGGUGUAGCUUCAGUGAAUUUACAUUACAAAUUAUUUUUUGAUACAGAGUUUUUUUUUUUUUUUUUUUUUUAACGACAAAGAAGUGUUAAGAAUUUUUUUUUUCUCUAAUGUACCUACAAUCUGACUGCGUCUGUGAUAAAAUUAUUUAUUUAUUUUUUUCUUUUCAAUGCACAUUUUAUUUAAUUUUUUUUUCAUUUCAAUUGAUCAUUAAUUAUCUAUUUAUCUUUUAAUACUUUAUUUUAAUACAAAAUAGAUAGUAGCAAGUUGAUGAUUUGAUUUUUUUUUUUAAAUAAUUUUUUUUUUCGAUUUCUUUUUCGUUGAUGCAUUUUUAUUAUUUAUUAAUAUUAUUUAAUCUCAAUUGUUAUUAAAAUGUUAUUUUGUAAAUUUAAUAUAUUAUAUAUAGAUCAGUAUGAUUUGAAUGAAAAUUUUUAUGUACAUUUUUUUGUAUGAAAAUGAAACUAAAAAUUGAAUGAUUAAAAUGUAAGAAGAAUUUAAAGAUGAAUUAUAUUCUUGAGGCUGAUAUAUUUAGAAGAAAUUAAAUAUUAAGAAAAAAAA
Molecule: messenger RNA, 3883 nt
Organism: Aphidius gifuensis
Lineage: Eukaryota; Metazoa; Arthropoda; Insecta; Hymenoptera; Braconidae
Gene: Ero1L
Product: ero1-like protein
Exons: 5
Coding region: 1615-3051 (478 amino acids)
Biological process (GO): protein folding in endoplasmic reticulum
Cellular component (GO): endoplasmic reticulum membrane; endoplasmic reticulum
Molecular function (GO): protein-disulfide reductase activity; FAD binding; thiol oxidase activity
Source: RefSeq, a predicted model, not a curated record